Molecule: messenger RNA, 769 nt
Organism: Ectocarpus siliculosus
Lineage: Eukaryota; Phaeophyceae; Ectocarpales; Ectocarpaceae
Source: the annotation of a GenBank genome assembly
AUGCUACAGGAGGUUUGCGCCAAGAUCGACGCCGUAACGGCAGAAGACCUCAUGACGGUGGCAAGGCGCGCCCUGGCGACCCCCCCCAGCCUGUCCGUGGUAGGGAGCGAUCUCAACGGGGUGCCCACUUACGAGCAGGUGUGCUCGUGGUUCAUGAAACCCCCGCUGGAGCAAGAAAUGAAAGCUGGCCGAGGAGGAACACAGUAGUCGUGGCUCCCAUGUCAUGGCUCCCAUAUCAGAACGUCAGCAAGACGUCGGCUAGGGUGGUCAAGACCAAGAUCGAAAAGACCACUCUUGGGCAGGUUCGUUCGUUCGUUCGUUCGUUCGUUCGUUCGUUCGGUACUUUCCUUGGGGAUGAACGCAUGGCUGGAAGGUGUGUCGGUUAAAGAAUAGCGUCAUUGCGUUCAUCGGAACAGAAACAAGUGUUUUAAUUUCAGUGGCAGGACGAGGCGUGUUGGUUCUAUAGAACAGUCGUGGCUCCGAUAUAAUAGGGUACCUUACAAGAGGGGCCUCCAACAUCAGAUGUUGUCACGGAUUCGACCCACUAUAGUAUAGUUGGGUACCCUCUUAUUCUGGGAUAAGAGGGGGUUCCGAUGUGUACGAGGGUCGAAAAAUCGGGUUUCGCGGACUCGACCCUUUUGAGUAAGUUGGGUACCCCCGUUGAAGAGGGAGCUCCGCUACAAGAGGCCUUUGGUCAUACCACCCUCUUGUGUCAUGACUGUAGGCAUAAGGACAAGCGAUUUUAUUUAUAGCACUGGACCUUUGCGGG